AUGGACGGCCGCGCAAGUGGGUUCGGCAGCAGCGGUGGCGCCUGGGCGAACAUCUUCGCCACUUUCUCCCGCACGGUCGCGCGCAACAUGACGUUCAAGCGAAGCCGCGGCCGAGGCGGCGGCGCGCGCGGCGGCAGAGGGCGGGGCGGCAGGGGCAGGCGGAGCGCGCGGGAUGCACGCCUGCGAGCAGCGUGGGUGGGGGCGGGCGCGCGAGCACGGCAGCAGCAGUGGGCGUCGCUGGGGGUCGCCUUUGUGGAUCUGCUCUCGCCAGACGCCGCCGACUCGCUGCUGCCCUGCGAGCGCGCAGGUGCCUCGCUGCACGUGGGCGGGCGCACGCUGGCCGUGCAACGCGUGGUGGAGCACCGGCGCGCGCCUGAGGGCCUCCUGCAUGCCGCCACUGUCCACGUGGGCUUCAUCCAACGGCCCUGCGAGCUGGCAGUGACGUGGCAGUCCAAGGCAAAGGAGUGUCGCGUGGAGUUUGACGUUCUAGACAGGAAGGUGCGAGUGUUAGUGGGAGGCGGCAUGAAGGACGUGCGCCUGCAGCACCGCCUGGAGUGGCGCAUGAGGGACGUGCGCCUCUGGGCCGCCCCCCACCGCGCCGCCGCUGCACACAGACUGUCUGCCCGCCGCCCGCCCUCGCUGCUGCUGUUGCCCACCGUUCCGCCCGCUGUGUUCUCGCGGCUGUGCGAUGACGACGUAUGGGAGUACAACCCUUCCGCGUUCCCCGAUGACAGCGACCCCUGGACCCGCACCACUGACCACCGCCUCGCACCCACCGCCCUGCCAGGGGGCGGCAGCAGAGUGGGGUGGGAGAGCGGCGAGCAGGUGAGGGAGAUAGCAGAGCGCAUGCGCACAGCGGGGCUGUGCCGCACAGCAAGGCACCUGGGCCAACCGCACCGCACAGUCAUCGCCUCGUUCUUCCGCCCGCAGCCGCCCAUCAGCAUCGCACCCUUUGUCUGCCUGCACCCCUGCUGGCCCUCCACUACCUCCGCCACCACCGCCAACACCACCAGCGCAGGCACCAGCAGCAGCAGCAGUGGCAGGACGGGUGUGCAGGCAGCCGUGCUGGCCUUCCCAGUGCUAUACGUGCUGACGCUGCUGGUGCAGGCGGGCACCAUCCCUCUCUCUGCCGUGAGCGCGCCCCUCUACAGCGCGCUGGUGCGUGAGCCUGCCCGUGCCGCUGUGGCGGUGCUGCUGGAGUUCACGCGCUUUUCCCGCCCCGAGUUCGACCCUGCGGGCGUGGACAUACGGCGUGGACAUGCGGUGUGCGCCAUGCGGCGCCAAGGCAAGCUGCCAGGGAGAGAUUCGCGGGCGGAGGAGGGAGCAGGGGGGCAAGCGAGGGGAGCGGCGUCGGAGGGAGCGAGGAUGCGGCGCCGGGAGGAGGCUGCACAAGGGCAGGGGAAGGUGGAGGAGCGACGGGAGCGGCAUGAGGAAGAGGAGGACGGGCAGGCGAGGCGGCCGCAACAGGGAGCUGAAUCAGCGGCGGAGCAGAGCAAGAGCGAGAGCAAGAGCGAGAGCGAAAGCGAGAGCGAGAGCGAGGCGUGGCCAUGGGCGCUCCCUGAGAACCAUGUGCUUGUCUCCCGGCUGCUCGUCACGCCCCUGGCGGCACUGUGCUGCCUGCCCAGCGUGGAGCUGGCGAACCGAGUGCUCUCGCACUACCGCCCGCACGCGCACCGCUUCCUGCGCGUGACCUUCACGGAGGAGGGCGUGCGGCACCUGGCGUCGUUCGCCCUCGUGGGUGCAGCUUACCGUGCGGAGGAGGCUGAGGCGGAGCACAGCGCACGCACCGACGUGUACCGGCGGAUUCUGAGGCUCGUGAACAAGGUGUGGGGGAGCAGGAGAAGAGGUUUUGGCGCAGCUGGGGAGCUUGUGGCACAGGGCUUUGAGCUGUGUGGGCGGGGCUACCGCUUCCUGGCGUCGUCGGCGUCGCAGUUGAGGGAGAAGUCGGCGUGGUUCCUCACGGAGGAGCCCCACCUGGGCCUCACUGUCACCUCCAUGCAGGCGUGGAUGGGAACCUUCACCACCAUCCGCAACGUGGCCAAGUGCGCCGCCCGCAUGGGGCAGUGCUUCUCCUCGCGCUUCACCUCGCUGCGCGCCCUCGUGCGCACCCUCCCGGACUCCCCUGGGGCUGGCAGAGGGAUGCGCUCCCAUGGGGAGGGGCGGGGGGGCGUGGCUGCGUGCGCCGUCGGCGUUUCAGAUCCGGUACGCGGGGGUGAAGGGGGUGGUGGCGGUGUGGCCACGUGGGGUGAUGCAGCGGGUGGAGGCGCAGGGGGCCAGCGGGCUCGGCACCGCACCUGCUGCUGGCGACAAGGGCAGCAGCAGCAGCAGCAGCAGCAGCAGCAACAGAAGGUGGAGGAGGAGGAGGCGGCGGUGGAUAUGUGGUUCCGCAAGGGGCAGUGUGCGGACGCGUGGUGGGCACAGGCACGGCAGGGGGGGUGGGGGGACGGGGAGGCGGGGCGUGGGAGAGCAGGAGUGGUGCACAUGUGGGUGCGGGAGAGCAUGGACAAGUUUGAGUCGCAGCACGCGCAUGUGGAGGUGGUGAACUGGAUGCGUCCGCAGGCGGGCUUUCUCAACCGCCAGAUCGUCACUCUGCUAUCCACGCUGGGCUUCCCUGACCUUGUCUUCCUUGAUAUGCAGAUGGUGAAGCGGCUGAAGGCGGCGGUGGGCAGCACGGGAACUGUGAGGCAUCUCAAAUCCCGUCCCUCCACCCACCCCUCCACGUCCCCCCACACCCCCUACCCCAUCCCCACCCCCCGCUCCCCCCCCCCCCGGGGCAGGACGAGAAGGUGGGGCGGCUGGAGGCAGCGGUGGGGCAGCGGGGAAGCGGCGCUGCAGCUGCUGGAGGAGAGCGGGGUGGACCACUUGUACGACACCGCCAUCACCAUGCUGCGCGCCGGCUUCCACCCCGCCCAGGAGCCGCACCUCAAACGCAUGAUCCAAUCCGUGCGGGCCCUGCAGCUGCAGGGACUCAUCUCGCGGGCACGCAUAUUCGUGAGGGACGGUCGCUGGCUCAUGGGCGUUGUUGAUGAGACCGGGUUGCUGCAGUAUGGGCAGUGCUUCAUCCAGGUGUGCGAUGCCACGGCCCCUACACCUGGCGCCACCUUCAGGCUGCAGAGCACAAGCUGUGGCAUGGGCCCUCCACGGGUGGUAAGAGGCCCUGUGGUGUCUGGCAAGAACCCGUGCCUGCACCAGGGGGACCUGCGGCUGCUCACGGCCGUGGACGUGCCGUGCCUGCACCACCUCAUUGACUGCCUCGUGCUGCCCAAGAACGGCCCGCACCCGCACGCCAACGAGGCGUCGGGGAGUGACAUGGACGGGGACGUGUACUUUGUCACGUGGGACCCGCGCCUGCUGCCUCCUGGAGGAGAGAGCAGUGAACCCAUGGACUACCAGCCGAACAAGAAGGACGGCGAUGCUGCCGUCACCAUGCAGGACGUGCACCGGUUCUUCGUGGACCACAUGCUGAACGACAGCGUGGGCAUCAUCUGCAACGCGCACGUGGUGCACACCGACCGCAGCCCCCUGGGCGCGUUCGACCCCGCGUGCCUCACUCUCGCCCGCCAGGCCGCGCUGGCCUUCGACUUCCCCAAGACGGGCGUGCCGGGCGUGAUGCCGCGCGACCUGCGCGUGUACGAGUACCCGGAUUUUAUGGAGAAGGACGAGCGGCAGGACACGUAUGAGUCGAGCAAGGUCCUGGGGCAGCUGUACCGCCGAGUGAAGCGCCUUGUGCUUGGGCACGAGGCCGAUGAUACCCCACGCGUGAUACCGGCCGUGGAGGAGGAAGAGGAGGAGGGGGAGGAGGGGGAGGGCAGUGACGAGGAGGUGGAGGCAGAGAUGCAGCAAGGGGGGAAUGGAGGGCGGGAGGGUGGUGGCAGGGGGUGGGAGGGCGAGGCGGACAUGAUGGCGGACCGACGCACGUGGCUGUGGUGGCCGGGGGCAGAUGAGGUGGGGCGGGCGUACCGGGCGGAUUUGAGGGCGGAGGGGUUUGAGAGGCACGUGGAGGAGGCGAGGUGGCUCAAGCUGGAGUACGACCGAUCCAUGCUGCACAUCCUACACCAGGGGCGGCGGGAGGAGGUGGUAGAGGAGCAUGUGCGCAACAUGUUCCUCUCGCUGCACCACCAUUACCACCGCCUCCUCGUGAACGGCGUGGAGGGGAGGGGGGAGGAUAACGUGGGGGCUGGAGGGGAGGAUGGCGAGGAGGGCCAUCGUGAUUCCUUCAUGGCUCCCCGCUUUCCCCAGCAGCAGCGGAGUGAUCAACGGCAGCCCGUGGGAUCACAGGAAGACUCACAUGCUGGGCAGGUGGAUCUGCAAAUGUGGCCUUAG
This is a messenger RNA of Closterium sp. Naga37s-1, 4323 nucleotides long. Lineage: Eukaryota; Viridiplantae; Streptophyta; Zygnematophyceae; Desmidiales; Closteriaceae. The record is from the annotation of a GenBank genome assembly.